This is a messenger RNA of Saccoglossus kowalevskii, 1845 nucleotides long. RefSeq lists its product as uncharacterized. Gene Ontology annotation, cellular component: nucleus. The record is from RefSeq and is a predicted model, not a curated record. Gene Ontology annotation, molecular function: RNA polymerase II transcription regulatory region sequence-specific DNA binding; DNA-binding transcription factor activity, RNA polymerase II-specific. Gene Ontology annotation, biological process: regulation of transcription by RNA polymerase II; embryo development. NCBI's taxonomy places the organism in Eukaryota, Metazoa, Hemichordata, Enteropneusta, Harrimaniidae.
GUAAUAAUUACAAAUGAGGGCAGAAUUAGAAGUACAUUUACACCAGUCAAUUUUAUUGAGUCAAAAACCUCGUUACUGAUAACGGUGAAUAUUAUUAUUUAACCAGAAAUGUCUGUGCGUUCUAGGUCGCGUUGGAUCGAAUAAAUCGGUUGAAAAUGCCACGUUCUUUCCUGGUCAAAAAGGAGAGUGAUCUGCCAAACGAAGAAUGUGACGGAACUGAAGAAGCAGCAAUAAUGAGUGACAAAGAAAAGAUGGAGAAAAGAGAUGUGGAGGACAGAGAAGAGGAAGCAAAUAACAGAAAUGAGAAUAGAAGUGGAGAUGAUGCUGAAAUCCAAUCUGAGAUGAAAAAACAAGAUAUUGAAAAGAAUAGGAAUGUAAAUGAAUCAAAAAACAAAGAUGAAAACUGUGAUGCAAGUGUGGAGAAAAAAUGCACUGCUUCCAGUAUUGAUAAAAUGACCAGUAAAGGCAAACAGAAAGUAGAACAAAAAAGUGAUGAAGAUGAUGGGAAUACGCAACAGCGAACUAAGAAAACUUACGAAUGCUGUGAGUGUGGAAAGGUUUUCAAUGCCCAGUAUACUUUAACACGACAUCAACCAGUACAUACAGGUGUGCGCAAGUAUGCGUGUAAUGUCUGCGGUAAAACCUUCCGUCAGGGUAGUACACUGUGUCGUCACAAAGUCAUCCACUCGGAUAAUAGACCGUUUAAGUGUCAAAUCUGCAGUAAAGACUUCAAUCGUUCAUCAUCAUUGAUUGCACACAUGAAAACACACUGUAAAUCUAAGCCACACGUUUGUUAUAUGUGUGGGAAGGGAUUUCACCAGAAAGGUAACUUGAAGAAUCAUAUGCAUACACACACGGGAGAGCGACCGUACCAGUGUCCAUGCUGUGAACGCUGCUUCAAUCAACUCUCCAACCUCUCUUACCACUUACAGCAAGCACAUUCUGAUAAAAAACUAUUAACUUGUCAUGUCUGCAAAGAAACAUUCCACAGAAAGUAUGAAUUAAGAAAACAUGAAAUGGAAAACCAUAAAAUUAAUUACCCAUGUCGGGAACCACCACGGUAUGCACGUGACAAAAAAGGAAAAUGUAAGAGCAAAUGUGUUGAGGUUGGUAACGAUGAAAUGAAUAUAGACGACUGCAAAGAUGAUAUUGAACAAACUGCCUUGGCUCAUUUGAACACUAUGCAAAAUACAAAUGAAAAUAACGAUAGAAAUGAUGACAUUCUAUAUAUUAUGAAUGCUAUGUUAGAGACUAACAAUAAUGAACCAAACAAGGAAGAAACAGGAACAGGAUCUGAUGAAAACACUCAAAAUGUAACUGUCGUUGAUCCAGAAAUUGUGAAUUUACAGAAAACCUCAUUGGUAAUGUUUAAAUUUGAGCAGCUUAAUCACUUGCAGGUUGUUAAUUCGGACAUAACUCCAGCAGCAGAACACAACACACAAGAAGAUCACUAGGUGUAUUAACGCUGCAGCUACAGAUCUGAUUUGUACUGUAUUAGGCAUGGCUUUUGUAAAACAUUAUUUGCAUAAUAAUUUGAACCCUUUUUCUAUGUCUUUAGUGAUCACAAUUGGUCAUCUGAAGACAUUAAGCCUUCAUCAUCACAUGUAUAUGCAUUAUUUUCAAAGACAAAAGCAGGUUGAGGAUGUUUAUUAAUUUAUCUAAGAAAUGCCUGAAUACCAACAUGUUUAUCAAUCAGAGUUGGCAAUGGACAUUUAGCAACAUGUUGAUUUGCCAUAGAGGGUGCUAUUUAAUACAUGGAUCUGGCUUGGUAAAAAUUGGUAAAGUGAUGGCCAAAUAUUAAAUUACAUUUAAUUUUUUCUCUGUACCUGACAAUAAAACGAAUGA